Paramuricea clavata is the source of this 11947-nucleotide messenger RNA. Lineage: Eukaryota; Metazoa; Cnidaria; Anthozoa; Malacalcyonacea; Plexauridae. The record is from the annotation of a GenBank genome assembly.
UGGCUGUGUACAUAACACAAUAUGAAUUCAGUUAUUCAUCAGGCCCAGAAAAGUAAAUGUGAAUUGAGUAUAAACGGGUAAAUACCAUGUCAUUUUACAGACGACGUUGUCAACAGAACUUGGUACAUAUAAACAGGAUUUCUCCACAAUGGAAACUGAGUUAGAAUUGUUGAGGAAACAAGAUGCAGAAAAUAGAGAAUUACUUAAGAAAACUUCGUCACAGUUGCAUAAAAAUAAAACAGAGCUAGGGACGACCAAAGAAAAUUUAACAGGUAACGUUUAAUAUGUUAAGCAUGGUUAGAUCAUGCAGAGGUUGUACAUGUUCUUGAAUGUGAGCUACUUCAAAAUGAUCAGGUUGUAUAGAACUCACUGCUGGGUUAAGCAGGAUUAGGUCAUGCAGAGGUAGUACAUGUUCUUGAAUGCUAGCUACCUUAAAGUGAUCUGAUGUUGUACAGAACUCACUUCUGAGUUAAGCAUAGUUAGAUCAUGCAGAGGUAGUACAUUUUUUUGAAUGCUAGCUACCUUAAAGUGAUCUGAUGUUGUACAGAACUCACUGCCGAGUUAAGCAUAGUUAGAUCAUGCAGAGGUAGUACAUGUUCUUGAAUGUGAGCUACCUUAAAGUCAUCUGAUGUUGUACAGAACUCACUGCUGAGGUAAGCAUGGUUAGAUCAUGCAGAGGUAGUACAUGUUCUUGAAUGUGGGCUACUUUAAAGUAAUCUGAUGUUGUACAGAACUCACUGCUGUGUUAAGUUAGAUCAUGCAGGGGUGAUGCACGUUCUUCAAUGUGGCCUCUUAUUCGUACCACAAUUAAUGAGAAAACUUAAUUUGAGUUGUUGAUUUUGAUAUUUUCUUUAUGGUAGAAAGAGAAGAGGAAGUUCAAAGAUUGUCAUCUUCAUUAAAGAAUCUCAAACAAGAACGUAAAAAAUUGGAAGGCAAUUUUACUUCACUCGAGGAAACUGUCAGUGAUUUGAAGCAAGAGAACGAAUCUUUGGAAAAGGUGAAUUGUUGGAAGAUUUGAUUAGAUUGUGUAUUGCAUUGCAUUGCAUUGCAUUGCAUUGCAUUGCAUUGCAUUGCAUUGCAUUGCAUUGCAUUACAUUACAACUUGUCAACAAGAUGUGUUCGCACCGCUUGUUUUCAGCUUGUUGACAACUUGCUACAAGGUUGUUGAACUCAACAGGCUUGUUACAAGUUAUUUCAACAACUUGUUAUCGUCCUGCGAUUCAACAAUUUGUCAACAAGUUGUGAGUGACAACCUUGUAGCAACUUGAUAAAAUAACAGCAUUGUUACAAUUUGUUGACAAGCUUGCUACAAUCCUGUUGCGAACACAUCUUGUUGACAAGUUGUGAGAUUUUUACGUGUGUACCUGUAAAAAACCUCAAUGUUUCAAGCGAAGUGUAUGAUAAAACAAUCUCCUGGACAUUGUAGAAUUUGGCAGAUCGUAAAAAGAAGCAUGCGGAAGUAAAGAAGAGAAUGGAUGAAGAAAUCGAGGAAUUAAAAUCUGCUCAUGAGGUAGGAUUAAUAUUUUGCGAGGAGUAUUUGGAAUCUUAACUCUUUGUUCAACAAUUUUCGACAUCCAUUGUAUUUUUAGGAAGAGCUGAACAGCCUCAAGGAAAGACAUCGUCGAGAAUUAACUUCGAGUAGCUCUUCGCUUUCACAACAGGUACAUAUUUUCUGUAUUCGUACUGCAUUUACAGGCUAGGCGAGGGACUUCGCCACUGGGGAGGGGGUGUGGGGAGUGUUACAGCUCUCCCCACUUCCCCAAUGAUUUAAAUUAAGUUCAAAUAGUUGGUUAAAAUGCAAAAUAUUUGGUCAAAAUAGUUGGUCAAAAUGGGAAAAAAUUGUUUUUCAAAUUGGUUUACAUUGCCAAAUAACUAAAGUAGUGCACAAAAAACGCAAACUUUUCAAUUUGUAAAAAUCCCACCUCCCAAGCAUUCAGUUUUUCCAUCACGAAUUUGAUGGAGUCAAACCUUUGAAAAGUUGGUCAAAAUAUCAGAACACCACCCCCUCCCCUCCCCCUCCCAAUGUUAAUGACUUCGCCUCCUGUGUAGAGGUCCAGUAAGGGCCAUUUCGUCUUAAUCAAGUUAUAUGAAAGAUCAUUUAGUGGCUUAUUCUGUUGUAUUCAGAUUUCUGAACUCGAGUCAGAAAUGGAGACGAAAUGGCAAGAGAAAUCCAAACAGAUGGUACAUCAAUGCGAAAAGAAAUGGCAGAGAAAGUACGACGACGUUGUUGAGGAAAGUGAAACGAUGAAGAAAAAGUUAACGGAAAAUGAGGAAAAAGUGAGUAUGUUUUUGUUUUGUGCCAGAGGAUUUCGUCACCAACACUUGUAGCCUGCGUAGGGGCGUUGUUAGGAGUGGGGGAGGGGAGAGCGAGGGAGGGGGGGAGCUUGGGGGAGGAAGGCGAGAGAAAGAGAGCGUGGUCACCUCACUUGUCUUUCAAACUGGGAGAUCCAGGUUCAAUCUUUGGUUGGACCUCUACUCAAGGUCUUAAAAUAAUUGAGGAGAAAGUGCUAUCUUUACAUUGACAUCAGUAAAUGGUUAGACUUUCGCGUCUUCUCAGAUAAGGACGUUAAAAUCGUAGAUACCUCGGAUCCCCUGUCAAUUGGGAAUCAAUUGGGCAAUAGCCUCACCAAUGAGUCCAGACUGCUAACUUUGCUAAUUGCGCACCGAAUAUGAUUUUGUUGCCAAAAAAUGUGCACUCAUGUUUCACUGGAGGGACAGAAUGCGCACUCAGGUGAUAAGUGAGGAAAUUCGCACAUCAAUGACAUCACUGAAGUAUCAACUUUUGAGUAGUUUUGAAAGUGCAUUUGUCAAAAAAAUAAAAAAAUUCUGUGCAAACUGCUCACAUAAUGCGCACCUGACUUCAAUUCUUAAAACACACGUAGUUCAUCUCGAAAAAUGCGCACGGAAUAUCUUCCGUGCGCACAGUAAAGUCUGGCAAUGAGUGGGAAACUGGAUAAAUGCAGUCAUUGACAAGUCGAGUUUAUUCAGUGCAAUUAAGGCGGAUUUACACUGUCAAAGAUUUUUUGCCAACGAUCAGUCUUUACCCAAGGUCCACAAGAUGUUUAAAUUACUCGAUCACCUCUGUCUUUUUAUAACACGUAAAAUAUUUAUUAUAGCAUUCAACAAUGAAAACAUCUCAGACGCGGCAUCUGCAAGAAAUUGAAGACCUGCAAGAAAAACUGAAAGAUUUGGAUGAAACACGGAAUAAAGUACGAUUAAUAAAAUAUUGAAUAGAAUAAUAUGUGUGAGUUCGCCGUAUGAGUUCACUUCGAUAAACCCUUGACGUUUUAUUCAAACUACCUGUAGUAGAUAGGAAAAUGUCCGGAGAUUGUUUCAUUCUAUGCAAACAUUUGUUCGUCAUUUCGCAUUCUCUUGUAGUACAUGAGUAUGAAGAAUUCCCAGGGUGAACAACAGCAAGAAAUGGACGACCUUCGAGAAAAAGUUAAAGACAUGGAAAAUACGCAAAGGAAAGUAAGUUCAAAAUAUAAUCUGAACAAUUUUAACAGUCAGGAGGAUGUUAUGAGACCAUUUAAUGAGGUUAAAUAGAUGUAAGCAAGGUUAACGACAGAUGUAUUAUGCAUGCAUGUUGAAUUCUGUUUGGGGGAAGCCCAUGACGUUCGUGGCGGCGCCCUGAUCGGAUCAAUUGGCUGUUUUUGUCUUGCCUUGUUGCAGCAAGUUGCGUUUGUUACCCCUUUCCCCACCUUUUUGUUUUAGUUAAACUUUGUUAGUUCAACAAGUACAAUGUAUAUACCACUAUAGACUGUAUUUUUCCAAUGACUCGUCAGUGUGACAGAUGCCGGAGGGAUGCCUUGGCAGAAUUGUCAUGGCGAACUCCUUUGCUGCUAUUUUACCGGUUGUUGCUAUAAUUGUUGCUGCUCUGUUGCCAUGCCAAUCCGUCUUGCCAGCAAGACGUUGCAGCCUUCGACCACGAACGACACCUACCUCCAAAUACCAAUACUAUAUAUGCCGUUAAACAAUGUUGUUGUUUUGAACAGUAUCAAGAUUUAAGAAUGAAAAGCAUUGAAAUGAAGGAAAAAUACGAACAAAGAUUACAGGAGUUGGUCAAGGUAUAAUAUUGGACAAAGAUUAAAUAUGAUCUUUAAGCAAAUUACAUUCACGGCUUAAUGGACCUAUUACCUAAUGAACAAAAUUUUGAUCUAGACAAGUCUAGACAUAAAUUUCAUCACAGCUUGAAAGAGCAUCACAAAAUUAGUAAUAUUCCGAAGUUUCGUCGCGAAAUGUUGUAAAUGCGGAUAAUAUAGGUUAUAUAGCACUGCGAAGUUUACUGUUUUUCAGUCAUUUUGUAUUACGCACGGGAAAUUUGACACCGCUUUCUGAAAAAAAGUAUCAAUUUCCCGCGCGUAAUACAAAAUGACUGAAAAACGGUAAACUUCGCAGGGCUAUAUUAUCCGCAUUUUACAACAUUUCGCAACGAAACUUCGGAAUAUUACUAAUUUUGUGAUGCUCUUUCAAGCCGUGAUGAAAUUUUUGUCUAGACUUGUCUAGAUCAAAAUUAUGUUCAUUAGGUAAUAGGUCCAUAUAUCGACACUUAAACUUAAUUUAUAUGACAAUCUCUUUGCCUUCGUUGUAUUUUGACUGCCAUUUUUUGUUAAUUUAGGAAAAGGAGAUUGCCGUGCAGGAAGCUCAACAGAAGUCGUCAGAAGAAAAACAAGAAGCUGCCGUACAGCAGCAAGCUUCUGAACCGUCCAGAGAUAAAAUUGUGAAUGAGGUCAAGCAAAUUAUGAACAAAGUGUUUUUCAAAAUACGGGAAGAAUUUGUCACUGGUGAUAAUUACAAAGGCUCGGCAAUUAUUUCUGUUGUACUAAACGUUAUUAAAGUAAGUAAAAAAAUGUUAUUAAUAAUCACAUUUAUGUAAUUUGAAAAAUUUUGGCUCAACAUAAUUUUUUUGAAUUAUCAAAAUAACUGAGUAAAAUAAAUCAUUUUAUGAAAUAAAAUUUGUUAAACUACUUUAAAGCCAAAGUAUCCGCCAUGUUGAAACGUCAUUGUUGCCAUAGCAGCGGCGUAACUUUUGUGAAACGUUUUAGAUGUUGUUUUUGUCAAACUCUUUAGAUGUUGUUUUAUAUUUGAGCAAGAUGGUUUUUGCUUACUUGUCCAAAAUUACGGAUUUAAAUAGCAAAUUUUCCAUUUUUAAAAGACUGUUUAAUAGCCAUGUUUUAUUGUAAAAUGUUACCUGCUUGUUUCUUUUGCAGACCAUGACGUUAAAACUGACUAGUGGGGAAGAUGAAGAAAGUGAAGAAGAGGAUGAAAGUGGAGAUGAAGAUGAAAGUGGCAGCGAGAAGCAAGAGGAAGGAGAGAUAAGUGAAGAAGAUGAAAGUGAAGAGGAUGGUGAUGAAAGUGAAAAAGAAGAUGGUGAUGAAGGUGAAAAAGAGGAAAUUGAAAACGGAAAAGUGGAAGAAAAAGAAAGUGGAGAAGAGGAGAAAGAGAAAAAUGAAAAUGUUGAAGUUCGGGAAGAUGUGAAAGAUGAAAGUGAAAAAGCGGAAGUUGAAGAAAGUGGAGGUGAUGGAAGUGGAGGUGAUGAGGAAGGAAGUGGAGGAGAUCUAAGUGAAAAAGAAGAUGAAAGUGGUGAAGAGGAAGGGAAGAAUGUAACUGGGAAUGAAAGGCAGGAGGAUGAAGUAAAGGAUGAAGAGGAAGAACAAAAAGCUGAUGUGAAUGAAAGUGACGUAAUCAAUGAUGAAGAUGAGAAUGGACAGAUGGAAGGAAGAGAUGAAAGAAUGGCAGAAGAUGACACUAGUGAAAAUAAAACCGAAAGUACCUCGAUAGGUAGUGAUGGUCAAGAAGAAGGAGUGGUGAUGGAUUCUGAGGGUCCUGCCAGGGUAACUGAGGAUAUAUCUCCACUACACCCCGCAAAGUAUAGUGAUAGCGAGGAUGAGGACCCGGGGGUGACUGAGGGUCCUCCACCAAGGGACCCCGAGGACACCGGCGAUCAUUUAGGGAUAGUGGAGCAAUAUGGUGGUGGUCUUUCAUUGACAGUAGGGAAUAAUGGAAGCUCAGAAGAAGAUCUUGAAACUAUAUCGAACAGACCAGUCCUUGGUUCCGAGCAUACUAGCAUCUCGUCUGACGAGGAAAAUGAUGGGAACACUGUGGAUAGAAAUGAUCAAGAUAAGGAUAGCCAGGGACCCUUGGUGUCUGAUCUGCCGAACGUAGAUGAACUAUCUGGUACAAGUAAGGAUAUCGAAGGGGGUGGUAGUGAGGGUGAAUCAAAGGAAGUCGAUGGUGAAGUUGAAAAUACGAGGGAAAAUGAAAAUGAUAAAGUGGAAAAUGGCGAGGCGGUGACAAGUGAAGUUGAGGUUGCGGCAGAAGAAAAAGAGGAGAAAAAAGUCCAGAGCCUGUCAGAGUAAGAAUAAUUUGAAGCAAUAUUAUCUGACACAAAAUAGUAGUAGAAUAUUGCUGCCACAGUGGUCAGCACAUGUGUUUUUACCUCAACAUGCUGUUAUACGAUUAUAAUUUCGUCUCAUGCGAGAAGAACUGUAGUUUGCUGAAUUUUUUCUUUCAGCUUCUUAAGUGAUGACGAAGAUGAUGUGGAAGGAUUGUUUGAUACUCCUGCACCAAAAACGAUUUCAACACCAGCAAAGAAAGAUGAGGUAUUUUUAGAUUUUUCAUCUUGCGCGUAUAUAUUUACAUCCUGCCUUGUUGUUUUAUCAUAUUGCAAACAGAUUGUUACUCGUUACUGGGGUGAGAGCUUUGAGCUUGGAACAUGGUAAUGUAGCACAGCCCAAGUAAGCUUUAUUCAUACCAAAGGAUUGCGUCGGUUCUAAACCGUUCUUCCUGGAGAUCCAGUAAGGAUCAUGUCCUAUUGAUCCAGUGUUACUAAACCUAAACUAAACAGGCUUUGUAUAGACUGGAUAGCUCUAUCAGUUCUAAACUGUUCUUCCUAAAGAUCCAAGAACGGUCAUCUCUUAUUGAUCCAGUGUUAUUACAGGGUCAAACUGGAAGCACUGUGCUCGAAUGCAACUGAGAUGAUUUCCGGGAAUGAAACCACAUAGCUACAUACACUAAGGCUGGGAUUACACUAUACCGGAUUGAUUUACAUACCGGAUUAAUUUUCACUCCGAAGUAAAAAACAAGGGUGUUUACACUAUACAUGCCGCUUCGCUCUAUUGCCAGCUCAUUUCUCGCUGUCGCCAUGGAAACAAGUAACACUUUUUGCCAGAAAACUAAAAUUUAUUAAAAACAAGAAGUAACACACGUUUUCUUUGUAAAGUAUAACUUUGUUUAAAAAGCUUGACUACCAGACGUUGCUUCGUUUCGCUCUAGUUCAAAAUUGACGAGUAUUUGCCCUAUCGAAAGCGAAAAGUCAAUGUUAUUAUCGUUUUCUUUAUUUGUCUUCGCCAGAAAUAGUAAAUGGUUGUAAGGCGAAACAAACAACAGCUUACAGCUCUAAAAUAUUGUAAAAGCAAGCAAAUAAAGGCGACAAUGGUAAAACGUACACGCCAAAACCGAUUUUGUACCGAAGCGUACCGGAUUGGCCUGCUUACACUGCUUCGGCACAUGUACAUACCGGAAUACUUUUCAUAUUAUCUCCAAAGCGGAGUGAUUUUUGCUCCGCGUCUCGUAUCGGAUUACUGUGGCGUAGUGUAAACAGCAUCCGAAUCCGGUGCGAAAAUCGCGACGCUCCGAUGCAAUCCGGUAUAGUGUAAACGGGGCCUAAGUAACCACAGUAUUUUAUCUCGCUUUCCCCAGGGUCCACCUCUGAAAGGAAUUCCCCCACCUCUCUUUGAUGACGAUGAUGACGACGACGACUUGGAUUGGUUCUCAUGACAAUUCCUAGAAAUUUUAGUGAAAUUUUAAAUUUGAAGACAAGAAAUGGUUUGACCUGUUAUUUUUGUCUUUAGUAAAUAAUAGUUCAUGUUUAUGAAUUUUCUACGUACGUGAUUUUCAAGAAAAAUUGAGUGAUGAGCGAUGACCACAGAUUAAAAAACAAUGAUCGAAUUCCUUGUAGUAACAUGUUUCAACAAGCUUUACAGUAUACUAUAAUUGAUAUAACGUUGAGACCUGGAUAUUUUUAAGGCCGUGUGCCAGUGACUUCGCUUGCGUGUCAUAAUUCCCCCAAUUUGAAUUACAGUCGUGCCAAUAGAAGUGUUCCGAAAAAUGUUGACCAGUUCAUUUCCUAACUUCGAGGAGUUCCUCUGAACAAUUCCUCAUCAAUUUGAUAAGUUCCUUAAAAAGUUCCUAACUUCCUGUUUCAUUGACCAAUCCGAUUGCUCAAAAAUAAAAUAUAAAAUUUGAUUGGUCAAUGAAACAGGAAGUUAGGAACUUUUUAAGGAACUUAUCACGUUGAGGAACCGUUCAGAGGUGUUCCUUCAAGUUAGGAAAUGAACUGGUCAACAUUUUUCGGAACACUUCCAUUGGCACGACUGUAAUACUACUGAAUCGUUCUCCAAAGAACAUGUGGUAACAACAAAGUCCCAGAAAACUAUUCACAAUUAAAUGUUUCAAAUAUUGGGAACCUUUCUUUCUGAGAACUUAGGUUUAGGGCUCAAUUUUUUCAAAAGAUUACAAUAAAUGUGACUGUGUAUGAAGCAAUAUAUCUUUAAGACUGACAGGAUUAAAACACAUUUCCACUGCAGGCUAUAUAAAUAUUUUUUAUGAAACUUUUCCGGUGUAAUGGACCAUUUGCAUCAAAAUAUAGCCUUGCGAAGUUUGCCGUUUUUCAGUCAUUUUGUAUUACGCACGGGAAAUUGGUAAUCAGUUGAUCAAACUGAUUAUCAAUUUCCAUUUGUAAUGCAAAAUGACUGAAAAACGGCAAACUUCGCAAGGCUAUAUUAUCCGCAUUUUACAACAUUUUGCAACGAAACUUUGGAAUAUUACUAAUUUUGUGAUGCUCUUUCAAGCUGUGAUGAAAUUUUUAUCUAGACCAAAAUUUAGUCUAUAAUGCAAAUGGUCCAUUGGCUUAUUGCAUUUUUAAUCCACACCCCGCCUAUAUGGAGGACAUCCAUUUUUUGGACCCCCUCCCUUGGAAUUCCGCAGAUGUUGAUGAAUUUCCUGCCUACCCCCUGGAAUUCCGCAGAUUUUUUACAAUUUUCCAGCCUACCCCAUGGAAUUUCCACAGAUUUUUAAUGAAUUUCUACCCAUCCCUUGGAAAUCCCACCGAUGGUUUUUGAUUUGUCUCUGGAAUUUCCACAUUUUUUGUUUAAUAGGUAACCAUCCCUUGGAAUUUCCAUGUUGUUUUUUUAACCCACCACGUGGAAUUCCCACAGAUUUUCUUUAAAAUUUAGACCCUCCUUUGGAAAUUCCUUCUUUUUUUGGUGAAUUUUAGGAAGGGGGUCUGGAAAUUCCAGUAUCUUCCAUAGGGGGGAGGGGGGGGGGAUCAAAAAUGAAAUAAGCCAUUUAGGUGUCGAGUUUAUAGUAGAUGAAUUAAGUGUUUACUGUAAUCAUUUCAAUUAUUAUGUAUGUAUAAUUUAUAUAUUCAAUCAGUCUAAUUUUCAGAAUUAGCUAUAAAACAUAAAAUGUAGAUCCAAAACAAUUUCUGGGAAUUCCGGGUUUCCGAUAUUUUUCCACCUUUGAGUCUCGUGGAAGUACAGGAACUACGUAUAUUCCUGUAACAGCUUGUAUAGGAUCUUUAAGACUUCCUGUUGGAUUCUGUAGAAUUUGGGUCAAAAUUUAAUCUUUACUGGAAAUUGUUGGAAUUCCUGUAUAGGAAUUCCAGUGGGAUUUCUCCCUAUGGAAAUUUACUAGAAAUUACGUAUAAAACGGCAAGAAAUCGUUGUCAGUCCAAACAGUCCUAGACCUAAAUGUCUUGAAUUAACUCUAACGAGAACAUGCAACAACAUCGCUUUAUCGCAUCACUGAUAUUUUCUACUAUGAAUUAAUAUGAUAAAUGAACAAUUCUCAUAAUUACAACAAUUUAAUUAUGUCGCACUCAUAACAAUAAUGAAUAACAAUGAUUUUCUUUAUUUGUGUUUAAUUGAAAUCAAAAUAUGAUCAAUAAAUUUUUUUAACUAUACUCUAUGUCUAUGAUUACGUCUAUGAUUAUAACAAGAAUUAAAACAAAACAUUUCUAUCUUCUACAGACAGUUAUUUGUUCAAAUUUUAACAAAAUGUAAACGUGCAUUUAUGCGCAUAUUAUAACCAAUUUACUGCUAAAAUUACUGCUUGCGUUUGAUUGAAAAUGUCAGCUGGUGCCGCGGUUGUUCAAAGCUGGAUUAGCUAACCCACGGGUUAAAAUUUAACCUUCUGUUUUAGUUUAUAUAUUUCUGCACGUCUGUUUAUUUCGAAACUUCAGAGAAGGAAAACUACUGAAUCCACACAAGAUUUUUGAAGAAAAAGAUUUCCAAAUUUGUAAACAAGGUCAAGGGAAGUUUGCUUUGAAUUUUAGGUGGAAAACCCUAUAGGGUAAAGCUAAUCGCGGCUUUCGAACAACGCUAGUCUUUUAUGUCUUAGACUUAGAGAACAAAACUACAGAACAAAGUUUAUCCUGUGAUAGAAAAUCAAAGUUAAACUGUUAAAUUAUACAAGACGAACUGUACAACUAUUCCAAUGGCAAUGGGCGGUCCAAUAACCGGACUACCACCAGUUCUUGCCAUGCUGAGCGAUUCAUCAGCAAGAACCUUCCAUGUAUUACUGCGGCAUUCAAGAUCUUGGCAUACUGUAGUCGCGAUGACACGAUAGCCUUGUUUGCUGCCAGAACCGUGAAAGCGCAGUUUGUUUCUGCGAACCGCCUCGACCAAAGUCAAAACGGUUUUGUUGAGGUUGACCACAGGGUCGGGUUCUAACUUCUGACUCAUUCUAUGUUCGUGUUUAUUGGCAAUAUAGAACACAAGUUUUAUAAUCGUGUUGUUCAUGAAUGUUUUGCCUAUUUUAGGAUACGCAAACCACACAAUGCCUUCUUUAUCCAGUUUAAAAUGUUUGGCGAUCUUUCUGCCUAGGUCUUCGCUUAAAAACUUUCGCUCUUGUACUUCCCUAAAUUUCUCAUGACGUUUUACAUAGAACACAAGUUUUCUUACUUGUCCUUGAUCUAAGUUGACUUUCCGAAAUUCAGUACAGUUCUCGAUUAUUUUAAGCAGCGCCAAGAGACUGUAUUGUACCUCUUCACUCGUCUGUCGUAAAUGCCAGAAAAUUCUCCACAAGUCUGUCAAAGGUAGUUUACAUAUUGUUGGAAUCGUCGCUGGAUAAGGUGAGUAGAAACAAUGUCUGUACGACGAAAUAGCGUAUUUUGUUAAAGAUUUGCAGUUUCGCCCGUUCGUUCCAUGCCAUUUCCUUAACAAAGGCACCAAAGUGACUUGUAAGCAUUUUCUUACGCCAUUUAUCCAUAUAUUCCCACCGCUGGACAAAUCUGAAUAUGGGUUUAGAUACAAGUCGCAUAGUCGUUCGGAAAAUGUUAUAAUUUCGUCCUUAAAAUUCGGCCUACAUGAAUAUCGUUUUCCUAAACACGUUCUAAACCAGCUGCAGUCCGCACCGGUUGGGCUGAAACACCACGAAGGCAGUAUAAUGGUGGGUUUUACAGUUUUUACACCUUUUCCAGCGUCUGUCUUCAGUCCAUCCCCAGUAGAACAUGUACAAGGGCUGGCAACUUUUCCAGAAUCGGCGCCGUGCUCCUCCAACAUACAUUGGUAUAUGCAAAUUGGUUGACCUUUUGCGCAGCCAUGACGACCCUUGGAUUUCUGCCGUAUGUACAAGUCCGUGACACAUGUAGACCACUGUUCGCCGUUGUAUCGAGAGAUGCGAAUACAAGCUGAACGUCCAAGAGUGGUAUUGUUGCAGCAGUUUGCUCUAUGUUCUGAUGCAAAAAUACACAGAACGAUAGAUACUAAUAAUUGUAACUUUUCAGAUACACAAGAAUUAGCCAUUUUAAAAAACCUUUUUCGACUAUAAAUUUUCGCUACGAACUGGAUAGGCUUGUGUACCUAACUUCGAAUUUAUCGCUUGGAGCUUCAGGAAUCUUCUGCUAUAGUUUCUCAACUUCGCGACGAGAGUGGCAUAUGGUGUA